This is a messenger RNA of Hydractinia symbiolongicarpus, 2673 nucleotides long. RefSeq lists its product as uncharacterized. The record is from RefSeq and is a predicted model, not a curated record. The transcript is spliced from 3 exons. Lineage: Eukaryota; Metazoa; Cnidaria; Hydrozoa; Anthoathecata; Hydractiniidae. The coding region runs from base 1 to 2673 and encodes 890 amino acids.
AUGGAAGCGCUCACAUGUCAAUUAGUUCUUGAACCGUACACGUUAAAACUGUUUGUCCACAAUUCACUCAAAAUGACUGAGCAACAAGAAGCGUCAAUGGACACAAAUAACGCUGAACCCGACAUACUACAACAUCUAACAAACUACUUUGACCGUAAAUUCCAAGAACAGAACGAAAAUCUAGAACAGAGGCUUACCACUGGAUCGAAAAAACUUGGAAAAACGUCUUCUGGAGCAGCACAAGAUCACGAUUUAAUUCAAAGUCUAGAAAUAAUAAAACAACUAGUAAAAGAUGGUUUGAUAACAAGAUCUUCCAAAAAGAUUGAUAAUGUCACAGAUGAUCUCCACAAGCGAAACAAAUGUAUCCGUUUCGCAGAUAAAUCUCCGGCUGGAUGGGCUGCUGUCGACGAAUACUUAUCCGACGAUCUUGCCAGCGAUUCAGAGGAUGACAAAAAGAUGAAGGCUGCGGAAAACCGGGCUCUGAACAAGAAAAAGGCGACCAAGAGAAAGUCAACCUUCGAGCAUGUUCCACGUCGGCCCCCAUACCAGUCUUCCUCAUUCACACACCCUUCGCAGCAUCAAAAUUUUAUCCCCUUUGGCUCACAAUCUGCACCUCCGGGGAGGCCUAUCUUCGGGCUAUCUCAACAGCAACCAAGAUUCGCAAAUCAAUACCAGCGAAGUUACCAACAGCAACAACAGCGAUCUCUGUGUUUCGGAUGCGGAAAACAAGGACAUUGGUCUUAUUCGCGCCAAGCUAAUCCUCCACAUACCGUGAAGGGCAAUCUCAGGUGGCGUCUACCUUACUGGGAGAACAUAGGCACUAAUAAAACUAUUUUAGAACUUAUAAAAUACGGAUACAAAAUUCCCUUUUUCACCACCCCUAAAAAGGCUUCUUUCAAAAACAACUGUUCGGCUCUUGACAAUGAAGAUUUUGUAAAUAAGGAAUUACACGAGUUACUUAAAACCGGAAGAAUAAAAGAGAUGGCUACCGAGCCACACGUGGUUAAUCCACUGAGCGUUAGUUCGUCCAAAAAUAAGAAGAGGCUUAUUCUUUACCUGAGACAUGUAAACAAACACGUGUACAAACAAAAAACCACAUUCGAUGAUUGGAAGAUUUUCGGAGAAUUUGUUGAGGAAAAUGGUUUCAUGUUUAAAUUUGACAUAAAACAAGGCUAUCAUCACAUAGAAAUUGCUCCAGAGCAUCAAAAAUAUUUAGGAUUUUCUUGGGUAACAAAUGGCGAAAAAAGGUAUUUUGUUUUUACAGUCCUACCGUUUGGUCUCUCUUCUGCCCCCUUUAUUUUCACAAAAACAAUGCGAGUCCUCGUAAAACACUGGCGAGAACAUGCUAUAAAAUUUGCAUGUUUUAUUGAUGACGGCGCUGGCACAAGCAAUACAUAUGAAUCGACUCUGAGGGCGUCAAACUUCGUCCGAGACUCGCUUAAGAAAUCUGGGUUUGUCGCAAACAACGACAAAUCUCUGUGGAGUCCCACUCAAAACAUGACAUGGGUCGGCAUUAAUCUAGAUCUGAAGAAAAAACUUUUUUCUAUACCUUCCCAGCGAUUAAUUUCUACUCUUUCGAGUUUACAAUUCAUUCUUGAUUCCCUACCGUACACGUCAGCACGAAAAUUAGCAAAAUUCUGCGGAAAAAUCAUAUCUAUGAAAUUUGUUAUAAGCAAUUUGGCCCAACUGAAAAUUAGACGAGUUUAUUAUCUUAUUGAAUCGCGAAUAUCAUGGGACUCCCGAAUGAACAUGUCACACGCUUCAGAUGCUGUGAAAGAACUGUUCUUUCGGAAGAACAAUCUACUAAAACACACUGAGAGACCAAUGACACGGGGAAAUACUCCCUGGUUAAUCGUUUGUUCUGAUGCGAGCGAUACAGGGCUGGGUGCACACACGUGGCACAAGAAUGGAAUGCAUAUUUCUAUUAAGAAUUUCACACUAACGGAAAGCCUAAUGCACUCCACGUGGAGAGAGCUAUACGCUAUAAAAUAUUCGCUACAAUCAUUAAAAUCAGUUUUAUGCAACAGGGCAGUACUUUGGAAGACAGAUAAUUACGCGAGCCAUUGUAUAAUAAAAAGAGGCAGCUCAAAGGAAAACUUACAGAUAUUGGCAGAAAAUAUUUUUGAUAUUUGUAAGAAACAAAAAAUAGAUUUAAAUGUCGAAUGGGUCCCAAGAAACCAAAUUCAAUACGCUGAUAAAUUAAGUCGUUAUACGGACACGGACAAUUGGGAAAUCACAAAAAGCUUUUUCGAAUACCUAAACAGGCUCUGGGGUCCAUUCACCGUAGAUAGGUUUGCUAAUGACGAAAACAAAAAGGUGGGCAGGUUCAACUCAAAAUAUUAUUGUCCGGAAACUGAAUGCGUAAACGCCUUUAAUACCUCGUGGGAAAACGAAAAUAAUUUACUCGUGCCCCCAAUUCAAACAAUAUCAAAGGUUUUAAAACACAUGCAGACCUGUAAAGCCUCGGGCACACUGGUGGCCCCAUACUGGCCUUCGGCAGCGUUUUGGCCAUUUUUAACUGAUUCAACAGGUGACUUCCAAAAAUUUAUUAAAAACUUCAGAAUCUUUGACAAUCCCAAUUUAUGCGUUACUCAAGGAGAGUGCAAAAAAUCCGCCAUAGGUUCAAAGCAUUUUAAAAGCAAAAUAAUAGCUUUCAAACUGCAAUUUACAUAA